UCUACCUGAGCUGACAACGUUUUUCUCUGGUCCUGACGGGGUUCCAGAGCUGCUCUCGCAGAACUGGUCACUUGCGUGCACACGCACACACGCGCGCACACACACCAGAGAGCACCGUUGUCGGCUGCGGUUCCUCCACUAUCGGCUGGACAUGUCCCUGCCUCUGGAGCUGGGCCCCUUUCACCGGGACCAGGCUCUGGGCACACUAGAGCGCCAGCUGAUAUGCCCCAUUUGUCUGGAGGUGUUCACAAAGCCUGUGGUCAUUCUGCCCUGCCAGCACAACCUCUGCCGCAAGUGUGCCAAUGAUCUCUUCCAGCCAUCUCUGUUCCAGGCACGGGGUAACAUGGUUGGCGCUGGGGGGCGCUUUCGGUGCCCCUCCUGCCGACAUGAAGUGGUGCUGGACCGCCAUGGAGUCUACGGGCUACAGCGAAACCUCCUAGUAGAGAACAUCAUUGAUAUCUACAAGCAAGAAUCUGCCAGCUCCAGGCCACCACCCAAGCCCACAGGCCAGCCCACCUGUGAGGAGCAUGAGGAUGAGAAGGUCAACAUCUACUGCAUGACCUGCCAAGUACCCACAUGCUCCCUCUGUAAGGUGUUUGGGGCACACAAUACCUGUGAGGUGGCACCUCUGCAUGAUGUGUACCAGCAGCAAAAGGUGGAACUCAGUGGUGGGAUUAAUGCUCUGGUUGCUGUCAAUGACCACAUCCAAGAAUUUAUUAAUGCCUUGGAGGAGACCUGCAAAAACAUUGAGGACAACUGCAAGACCCAGAAGCAGAUCCUGUGUGAGAAGUUUGAUCGCAUGUACAGCAUACUGGAGGAACGCAGGAAGAUCAUGCUGCAGCGCAUUACUUACGAGCAGGAGGAGAAGACGGGGCACACCCGCUCCUUGGUGCGGGCCUACGGGGAACACGUGGAGGCCAACUCCAAACUGGUGGGGACAGCCUUGCACACCAUGGAGGAGCCUGAAAUGGCCGCAUUUUUACAGAAUGCAAGAACACUCAUCGAGAAGGUGACUGAGGCUGCCAGCUCUUCCACAGUGGAGACCCUAGAGCCAGGCUUUGAGAACAUGGACCAUUACAAAGUAGAUUUCAAUGCAGAAGAGAGGGUGCUCUACCAGCUGGACUUUGUCAAAACUGAGGAGGAAGUGGAGGAAGAGCCAGAGCCGGAAGCAGAGCAGGAGGCAGAGCCAGUCCCAGAGCCGGAACAGGAACAUGAGCCGGAGACGCAGCCCGAGACGGAGCCAGCGGUGGAGCCAAAGGGGGACAGCUGUGUGGCCGGCAUCCUCCCGGGGGAAUCAGAGGAUGUUAGAGGACAGGCAGAGGGAUGUGCGGACCCAAAGAAAGAGCUUCAGAAUGACAAACUUGAGGGGUUAAACAUUCAGCAGGACGAGCCGGAGCUGUGGCACGAUGAGCAUGAUGCAGGGGACUUGGAGAUCCAGGGCCUGCUGGCUGAGGCCAGUGAAGACACCAAGCUCUACCCGACCUGGUACAAAUCCAACAGCUGGCAGGUUGUUAGCCCUAGCCUGGCUAUGUCCUGUGAGCCUGUAGAGGGCUCAGACAGUGAACCCCAGCAGGCCAGGGAUUCCCAGCCCCAGCCCCUGUGGAAGGGGAGCAACUUUGUUUCCGUGGCCCCAGAGGACCCAGGUGGACAGUUAAUAAGUGGGGAGUUUGUGUCCCUGGCAGCGGAAGAGAGCUCUGGGCAGGGGGAGAGCUCUGUCAACAGGGGCAGUAUGACUGCAACACCCCCGCAGAGAGAAUCUGGCAGUCCCGUACAGGCAGAAAACAAACCCAAACCAGCCCCCGUCAGUCAGCCCACCCGUCUUAUCUUCUCCUUCUCCUGGCUGAAUGCUCUCUCCAAAAAGAAGAAAUAAAGGGGGCGGUGCAUUCCUUGCUUGUCCUCAGUCCAUCUCUAUGGGCAGGCAUAGAUGCCAGCACAGUGCUGGCAAGCUGAGCUUUUUUUUACGAGAGCAUGGAACUCUGGUUAAGAUGGCAUGAAGAGGUUCUUGAAAAGGUCCACUGUCAAAGAAUCUGACAGGCUGUAUGCAAGUAAUUAGGGAAGAAAAUACGUUGUUUUGUGAAAGAUUAUUCAACAAAGAGCUAUGUAGUUACAUACUAUUAAACAACUGGUCAUUCAUGGAAUAAAAGCUAACAAAAAGGAAAUUAGCGUUAUCUUUCUUCUCCAGAACGUCUGUCCGUUGCAAUCUAUUGUAGUCUUCUGCUGUGGCUGCUGCUGCUUCUGAUGCCAGUGAUAUUUUUUAGGGGAACUUAGUAUCAUUAAACUAACAAAUAUUGUUUUCUCUCCAAGAAGGACAGUCUUCCUGUGGCUAUGCUAAUGUUAUGCUAAUGCAAAAAUUUGUUGAUUGAUUUGCAUGUCUUAAUGAGAUCCUUUUUUUAUUUUUUGCCUGUUAUUUCACACCUGUGAUUGUAGACUUUUUACAUACAUGUGUUGACAUUUAAUGGAUCAUGUAUGACUGUGAUUUAUGAAGUCUUACUAUGAGUGGAAAGCAUGCAAUAUUCAAAUGUUUUCUUUAGCUGUUAAGCUUUUCCUGCAUUUUUAUUUGGAUGACUUCAGAAACUGUUUUACUGAAUUGACAAAAAAACAUUUUGUAACAUAAUAUAAUAUAUAUAUAAUUCAGUUCUAACUCAACUGGUGAUUCUGUGUGUAAAUUCCCAUUUAAAUAAAGUUUAAAAAAGUACCCAAAAGUAUGUUAUCAACAAGUUCAUGGAGAAUGACAUGCAGUUAUUAAGACAGUUGAUCCAGCACAUAUAGAAGUAGAAAGUCAUUUGGUUGAUUUAUUGAUGUUAUUUAUUCUCAACAUUUGUUCAAAACUGAUAUAGGCUAUAAUAAUGCUGGCAAAAAUGUAUCACUCUAUAAUUUGAGUCAAUUUUUAUUCAUUUCAUUUCAU
Anguilla anguilla (European eel) is the source of this 2905-nucleotide messenger RNA. It is a transcript of the gene trim101, whose product is annotated as tripartite motif containing 101. The transcript has 10 exons. Bases 152 to 1870 code for a protein of 572 amino acids. The record is from RefSeq and is a predicted model, not a curated record. NCBI's taxonomy places the organism in Eukaryota, Metazoa, Chordata, Actinopteri, Anguilliformes, Anguillidae. Gene Ontology annotation, molecular function: zinc ion binding.